AUGUCAAACUCCGGUGAUAGUAAGGAAAAUAAUCUGUUUCUGCGAAAAGCUACCAACAUCUUAUUUCUAAACAAUGUUAAGAAAGACACAGCAUCAAAGUCACGUGGGAAUCUCGCUGAAGAUGAAACCUUAGAUUGGUUGAAGCCACGGGCACUCUUAGUCCCUGAGGAUCAAGAAGACGUUCCAGAAGCCGAACUUGAUGAAGAGAUCGGGCGCUUUCUCACGACCAUAAAUCCCCAGUGGGUCGCCGAUGAAGUUGCCUAUCACUACGGACAAGCUAAAUUCGUAGUGAAACCCAAACCUACUUUUGGAAAAGCAUAUCCUUUGUAUAUUUACCAAGGAACAGCUAUACGGAAGGACUCUGAUGAAGCGAAGGCGCAAAUAGCUGCUGGCUACGGUAAGGUCGGAUUUGAUGAUGCGGGGCCUAAACGAGCUAAAGCUAAAAAGUCAACAACUGAAUUAGAAGAAGAAGAAGAGCCUGAAGCUGAUGCUCCACCUACAGAAGAAAAUAAAGCUGAGGAGGACGUACCUGAUGAAGAGAAAGCCAAUGAAGUAGGCGGCGAGGACCAUGAAGCCACACAAGCUGACACAGCAGCCGAUGAAGAAACUGAAGCUGUUGCAGAUGAAGGUGCUGAGGAACAGGUUCCCGAAGAUGAAGGAGGAGGCGGCGAAUCGCAAGUUGAAGAAGUUAUAGAGAUAAAACCACGUGUCAAAAAGCUCGCCAAUCAGUUUAACUUCUGUGAAAGAGCUGCAUUGACUUAUAAUUUUCCUAAAAGGUCUGUGGACACUCAAACAGUGCCUCCUCCAAGAGCUAAUUUUGGAGCUACAUGUCUUCAAAGUAUUAUAUUUGAUUUCUAUCAGGAAGAUUACGCUAGAAAACAACGUGAAAAAGAAGAAGAAAAACCAAAAAGAUUACGCAAAAAAACGGCUAAGCAUGUGAAAUCAGCCCAACAAAUACAUGAUGAGCAACUUGCUCAACGCAUUCGCGAAGCUUGGACCAUUCUUGAAAGAUUGGUCAACCAAAAUAUUUUUGAUGAAAUUGCUCAAGAUUACAGAUAUUGGGACGAUCCGUCCGACGAGUUCCGCGAGGGCAUGGGCUCAUUGCUGCCUCUGUGGAAAUUUCAAUUCGAACCCAUGCGUAGCCACGCUGUCUGCGAUGUGCAAUGGAAUCCUCAUUACCAGGAUUUGUUUGCUGUUGCCUAUGGCUCUUUGGAUUUUACUCAGCAACAGAAAGAAGGAUGUCUUUGCCUCUACAGUAUUAAGAAUCCAGCGUUUCCAGAGUAUUCUAUAAUUACUGAAUCUCCGAUUAUAUGCCUGGACGUUUAUAAGGAAACACCUUAUCUUAUUUGUAUUGGUCGCUAUGAUGGAAAUGUUUGCGUAUACAAUGCGCAAUUAACGCUGGAAUCUUCUUACCAAUACAAGUCAGAUUCUGUGAGAGAUAAACACAGCAAUAUUGUAUGGGAGAUAAAAUGGGGUGCACGUAUGAUCGACGGCGAAGCAUCAUUCUUCUCGAUUUCAGGAGAUGGCCGCGUGGUUCAGUGGGCUGUAAUGCCAGGAGAGUUACAGGCCACAACUAUUAUCACGCUGCAGUCCAACGUUCCCCCUAUUCCUGGUCCAGAUGGCACUUUACUCACUGUAAACAGUUGUGGCAGCUGUAUUUGCUUCCAUCCGGAGAAGGCGGAUAUAUUCAUGGUCGGAACCGAAGACGGUAUGAUCCACACCUGCUCGCUGAAGUACAACCGCAACUACGUGCGCUCCGUGCAGGGGCAUCAUAUGCCCGUGUACAGAAUCCACUAUAACAACUACAAUAACAGUAUUUACGCGUCGUGCUCUGGUGAUUGGCGUGUCAAGAUUUGGGAGGAUGGGCGCGACGAACCGCUGUUUAUGUUCGAACUGGGCUCGCCAGUUGGUGAUGUGAAAUGGGCCCCAUACUCCAGCACUGUGUUCGCCGCCUGCACCGCUGAUGGAAAGGUGUAUGUUUACGACUUAAACGUGAACAAAUAUCGACCGAUAUGCGUACAAGCUGUGGUCUCAAAGAAGACCAAAAAGUUGACGAGAGUCGAUUUCAAUCCGAGGCUACCUGUUAUUGUUUGUGGCGAUACAAAAGGAACCUGUCACGUGGUAAAAUUAUCUCCAAAUUUAAGAGUUAUGUGCAAACCACCUAAAAAGGCUCAAGUUGCAGAUCAAAGAACAUUACAGAUUAUGAAGCUGGACAAACUUUUGAGUUUAGUUCGUGACCCACCAUUUCAAACCGGCGUUGUUGACGAAAAAUUCGAUGACGACUAAUUAUAAUUAUGUAUAAUAACUAUUACUCACUUACUUUAUGGUUAUC
Pararge aegeria (speckled wood butterfly) is the source of this 2332-nucleotide messenger RNA. Its product is annotated as dynein intermediate chain 2, ciliary. Lineage: Eukaryota; Metazoa; Arthropoda; Insecta; Lepidoptera; Nymphalidae. The transcript is spliced from 17 exons. Bases 1 to 2286 code for a protein of 761 amino acids. Gene Ontology annotation, molecular function: dynein light chain binding; dynein heavy chain binding. Gene Ontology annotation, biological process: cilium movement; outer dynein arm assembly. The record is from RefSeq and is a predicted model, not a curated record. Gene Ontology annotation, cellular component: outer dynein arm.